CAUUUCCUAGCUUCAGCAGCAGCCUUGUAGGCUUCGUUCAUUCGCUGCUCUCCAAGAACCGUGGGUCCGGGCGCCCAUUCGGCAGCGCAGUCGAGGCCCCCAAGCAGCCAGUUCGGCCUCCGAAACUCAUGAGACUGUCAAGAGGAUUGCACUCUACGCAAUUUUAUAACACCACACUAUUGUUUCGGCCUCACCCGCCUUUGCACCCGAGUCGCCCUUCGCGUUCCUGCGCUGCUAAGAACUCUCAGAUGGUUGAGUGGCUGGUAUUUGGGUGUGCUAUGCUAAUUGGUGGCCUGCUAUGGCUCAGCUAUCGCCAAGGAGUCUCGUUCAUGGUCGCCCCGGAGCUCAUAGCCACGCCCCCGGCCAGCGUAAUCAUUACCAUGCGGCACUCAGAGCGGGCGCCAUUGCUGGGCCAACAUCAGGCGUCUCGGGCGGCAGCGACCUAGAAUUGCUUUCGGACGGUUGGACUGGCUGACGACGGUUGGGCUGACCUCAGGCGAAAGUCAAUGUAUGAUGCAGACGGUGGAAAUAGUUCGACCGCGCUCACUUCGGAGCUUCACUCAGCGGCAGACGCGCGUCAAGAAUCGCGGGUGUUGGGCUCGAAGGUGCCCUUGAAAUUUAGUGCGGCCCAGCAUUCGGCAGCGCGUCACUAGCUGCAUUGUCGCUGCUCACACCACUCUCUUUGGACGCAAAAAAGUGCAUCAACCAAUAUGUCUGCCGUGAGGCUGCGGUGUAAACAGGCGGCGCAGGCAGGGGCGUGUCGGCGUGUGCGUUCCGAGCGCAUGCCCCUCCACCGUGCCGCGGUCGCGUGCCGUUACGGUGUGGUUGUUCGUUUGAAGAUCAGUGUGGCGGAAGCCGUUGAUUACUUGUCACCGUUAAGGCGAUGACUGGCGCGGGCAUGGCAGGACACCGGAGCCAGCUGACCGCAACGAACCUGCCGCAAUGUGCCCCCACCAUUCUGGACAUUCGGUACUAGUCUCGGGCGUGUCUCGUGAUGGCGGGUGAACGGCAUGGCGUGUGACUGCCAGUGUGUCGGGUUCUGGAUGUCAAACCCGGGAUAAGUGCGAUUGCAGCGGUCGAAGUGUGACUGUGUGAGCCGUCUGGCGUGUGAGGUUUGCUUCCUGUGUGUCAAGCAUGUCAUUCGAAGCGCGACAGGCUUACCGGACGGUAGUGGCAGCGCCUCAGAUGCGCAGUGUUUGGCGGCGCUUCAACUGUCUGUGUUAUUUUGAACUACGGUACGCAACUUGGCACACGGAGUGCAUUGUGGCUGCAGGCAUUUCGCGGACGCCGUCAUAGCCUGGUGCUGGCGUACUGCUGAGAGGGGCUGUGCUUCACUGCUGCAAGCCGGAUCCAAAUGUAGCUAGGCUGUGCUGUCGGCGGCUGGGACUGAUACGGAUCUUUCUUCAAAGCCUCGUGUGACAUGGCGCGCUUACAUUGUGGGGACGCUGAGGAAUGUCUGGGCGGCUGGGCCUCUGGGCUGUGUCACCUGUGUGUGCGGGGGAGGCUCCAAACCGCAAUCGGAGUGCAAGUAGGGAACAGCAGCACGUGUCCUGGCGUAGUGCAGCAAAGAGGGAGCUAAGAGGAGAAGACCGACGGCACCGCUGGCGGCUGGCAACCGCAGUCGGUGGGCACACAUGCAAGGGCACAUGCAGGGCAGGGCAGUGUGGGUCAGGGCAGCUCGACAUCAGCAUC
Messenger RNA from Chlamydomonas reinhardtii, 1692 nucleotides. RefSeq lists its product as uncharacterized. The record is from RefSeq and is a predicted model, not a curated record. Bases 249 to 446 code for a protein of 65 amino acids. NCBI's taxonomy places the organism in Eukaryota, Viridiplantae, Chlorophyta, Chlorophyceae, Chlamydomonadales, Chlamydomonadaceae. The transcript has a single exon.